GGCAAGCCUCUCCUCUAGCCAGCCGUCCCCUCACCCUGGCAAGACUUUCGCUUGGCCUAGCCUCUAUGACGAAAGUCGAGGUGGACAGCCAAAGAGGAAGAAGAGCCACAAGAAAAAGCGGGGUGCAUCCAUCGAUUCUUCGAUCCACCCCGCGCCGCACGGAAAGGUGGGGAUGGCUUGCUCGCUCCUUUUGGAUGUCUAGGCCAUCGAGUGGGUGGCGAGUGGCUUUAUCAAUCGUCAUGGCUGCCACUUUCGAUCUUGUAUUACGUCUCGCCGCGGAGCUCUUGCCUGCCCAAGGCGAGGAGAAGAAGCGCGCGUCCCGCACUGCACGAAGAGGGGCCACUACUUUUGCACUACUAGCAACAACUCUGGCUGCCACCUAAGACGUCCUGUGCGACUACUAGCGUCGCACUGCCUCUCAUUUGUGACCAGACACGGCAGUUGGGUCGGAUCAGAUUGACGGGUCACGUUGCCUUGAUGGCCAAUCCAGGCUAAUCUAACCUUACCAAGUAGCGCAUAAGCCAACGCUUCGAUAAAGCUUAACUCUACGCAGACCGUUAUCGCCAGCCACAGACUUGGA
Messenger RNA from Acaromyces ingoldii, 580 nucleotides. RefSeq lists its product as hypothetical. The transcript has a single exon. The record is from RefSeq and is a predicted model, not a curated record. Lineage: Eukaryota; Fungi; Basidiomycota; Exobasidiomycetes; Exobasidiales; Cryptobasidiaceae. Bases 66 to 383 code for a protein of 105 amino acids.